Messenger RNA from Rotaria sp. Silwood2, 1161 nucleotides. The record is from the annotation of a GenBank genome assembly. NCBI's taxonomy places the organism in Eukaryota, Metazoa, Rotifera, Eurotatoria, Philodinida, Philodinidae.
AUGUCCAAGACUAGAUUUUGUGUUUUUCUUGCUUUUGAUAUGUUAACACUUAUUAAAAAUGAUUCAUAUAAAAAGAAAACAGAAAAAAAAAUUUCUUAUUCAUGCUUGUUUAGUUUUACCAAACAGAAUUAUCAUCAACAGACCUAUCGUCAUCGUUAUUAUUCGUGCUAUCUUUUUAUUAUUAUUGCUUAUUUAUUGCUUGGUUUUACUAAUGCUACUAAUGAGACUAGGAAUGCUAACGAAGGAAUAAUUGAAAAAAUAAAAGAUUAUGGAAAUUAUGUAUUGCAAACUCUUAUUGAAGAACCAAAUGAAAAUUUAACAACAACAUCGAAUGAAAGUUCAACUGAAAAUGAAAUCCCAAUAUUUCAUAAAUCAAAAGAUAUGAGUCGUGUUCCAACUUCUCUUAUUAUUUUUCUUCGACUUUGUGCACAAGCUUUUAUAAUUUUUGGUGGUGUGAUUCCAUACAUUCCACAAUAUUUAGUAAUAAAACGAACACGAAAUGCUGAAGGUUUUUCCAAUUAUGUUUGUUUGACAUUACUUAUUGCUAAUAUAAUUCGUAUUGAAUUUUGGUUUGGUAAACAUUUUGAAACUCCACUUCUUCUACAAUCAAUAGUAAUGAUUAUUUGUAUGCUAAUUAUGCUUGAAUUAUGGACACGUGUUCAUUCACAAACAUUACGUCGUAGUUCAACUUCGGAUACAAGUAGUAAUAUAUCGAAUUCAAAAGAACAAUUAACUGAUGAUGUAUCUGAUAAAAAAUUUACUGAUUUUGAAGUUGAUUAUUUUUGGCGAUGGACAACAUUUUCAAGUUAUCUUCAAUUUUUAUUUAUUUUUACGUUAAUAUUAAGUAUAACAACAUGGAUAUUACAUAAAAAUCUCAUUUAUAUUGAAACUAUUGGACUUUUGGCUGUAUUUUGCGAAGCUCUUCUUGGUGUACCUCAAUUUGUGCGUAAUUUUCGUGUAAAAUCAACUGAAGGAAUGAGUGUGAAAAUGGUCAUUUUUUGGGCAGCGGGUGAUAUUUUUAAAACAGUUUAUUUUAUUGUUCGAAAUGCUCCGAAACAAUUUUGGCUAUGUGGUAUAUUACAAAUUAGUAUUGAUUUUGCUAUUCUUAUUCAAGUUAUGGUUUAUUCAAAUAAAUGUCGAUGUCGAUGUCGUAAACAAUGA